AUGCAAAAGAUACUUUUAAUUACUUUCCUUCUUGGAAUAGCUCUCGCUCAAAUUACUCCUGGCGUUGACCCUAUUUCAGCUAAGGUUAUGCCUAAACCUAAGAAUUACACUUAUGGAGAUUUGAGCUUACUUGUCACUGAUCCUUGCGGAAUCUCUUACAGACCUUCUGUUGGGUCAGGAAAAGUACCCAACCAUGUCUAUCAAAUUAUUGGAUUCUACACUUUGAAUAUUUUCAAUUCUAACGAAAACUCUUGUGCUAUGUAAAGAGAAUUGUAUAAGAAUGAAACAACCAUUGAAAAGAUGCGUAGAUUACAACAUUCCUAAAAUAUAGUCUUCGAUAUUUUUAUCUAAGACGCUGCUUUGGCCACUGCAGACACACUCGAAGACGAAUAUUAUGAUUUAUAAAUUUAUAAUACCACAUAUUGGAAAUUGACUGCUAACAAAUAUGUUGGUUUACUCCGUGGUUUAGAAACUUACUCUCAAUUAUUCACUUAAGACGAAGACACUGAAGAUUGGUAUUUGAAUAACAUCCCUAUUUCUAUUCAAGAUUAACCUGACUACAUCUACAGAGGUCUUAUGAUAGAUUCAGCCAGACAUUUCUUAUCAGUUGAAACUAUUUUAAAAACUAUUGAUUCUAUGUUAUUCAACAAGUUGAAUGUUCUCCAUUGGCACAUCACUGAUACUGAAUCCUUCCCCUUCCCUCUUAAAUCAUUCCCUAAUAUUACUAAAUAUGGAGCCUACUCUAAGAAGAAACAAUACAGCUUCGAAGACAUUUAAUACAUUGUAGACUAAGCUCUCAACAAGGGUAUUUAAGUUAUUCCUGAAGUCGAUUCUCCAGGACACGCUUUUUCAUGGGCUAGAUCUCCUUAAUUCUCUAGUAUUGGUCUAUUAUGUGAUUAAUAUAAUGGAUAGUUAGACCCAACACUAAAUUUAACUUACACUGCUGUUAAGGGUAUUAUGGAAGAUAUGAAUACUUAAUUCUACACUGCUAAGUAUGUUCAUUUUGGUGGUGAUGAAGUUGAAGAAUAAUGCUGGAAUAAACGCCCUGAAAUUAAGGAAUUCAUGAAUUAAAAUAACAUCUCUACAUAUACUGAUUUGUAGAAUUAUUACAGAAAGAACUAAGUUAACAUUUGGAAAUCAAUUAAUGCUACUAAGCCUGCUAUUUUCUGGGCAGAUUCAAAUACUUUGAAAUAUGGUCCUGAUGAUAUUAUUCAAUGGUGGGGAUCUACUCAUGAUUUUUCUUCAAUCAAAGAUCUUCCUAACAAAAUAAUUUUAUCUUUCUAUGAUAAUACUUAUUUGGAUGUUGGUGAGGGAAAUAGAUAUGGUGGAAGUUAUGGCAGCAUGUAUAACUGGGAUGUCUUAAACUCUUUCAAUCCUAGAGUUCCUGGAAUUAAGGGUGAAAUUCUUGGUGGCGAAACAUGCUUAUGGAGUGAAAUGAAUGAUGAUUCUACUUAAUUCUAAAGACUUUGGACAAGAAAUAGUGCAUUUGCUGAAAGACUUUGGAACACUGACGCUGCUAAUAAUGAAACUUACAAAACUAGAGCUUUAGUUAGCAGAAUGGUCUUUAUGCAACACCGUUUAACUGCUAGAGGAAUCCCUGCUUCUCCUGUAACAGUUGGUAUUUGUGAAUAAAACCUUUCUCUCUGCUACAAUUGA
Molecule: messenger RNA, 1656 nt
Organism: Tetrahymena thermophila SB210
Lineage: Eukaryota; Ciliophora; Oligohymenophorea; Hymenostomatida; Tetrahymenidae
Product: glycosyl hydrolase family 20 beta-N-acetylhexosaminidase family protein
Exons: 4
Biological process (GO): carbohydrate metabolic process; glycosaminoglycan metabolic process
Cellular component (GO): membrane
Molecular function (GO): beta-N-acetylhexosaminidase activity
Source: RefSeq, a predicted model, not a curated record